Molecule: messenger RNA, 1164 nt
Organism: Didymodactylos carnosus
Lineage: Eukaryota; Metazoa; Rotifera; Eurotatoria; Philodinida; Philodinidae
Source: the annotation of a GenBank genome assembly
AUGCGGGCUACAAUAAUAAGAAAAGGUUUUGGCUAUUUUGUAUUGAAAUUUGAAGAAAAUCAUUAUCUUAAAAAAAGUAUGGAACAAAAAUUUCAACAACCGGUACCACCACAGUAUACAGUGCAAUACGAUUCGCAGCAACAGCAGGCCCCUGCUGUCCAGUUUAUGCCGAUUGCAAUGGUAACUGCACCAUCACCUGCCUCAUCAUUAACGAGCGUCAACAUGCAUCUUCUAGCAGAUAUACCGCGGUCAUUGCGAGAUAAAUUAAACGCAACUGGUAUCUGUUAUAUUAUAAUUGGUCUAUUAUCAAUUGGUUUCGACAUUGGUCUUGUCAUAAAUGAUUCAUUAACUUACAGGUACGUAAAAGUCUGGACGCUAGCAGACUGAGAUAAAAUACUGCAUGGAUGUCGGAGAAUAACAAUUAUUGUAAUUGGUUCAAUAGUAGUCAUUCUCAUAUCGAUGGGUGUAACAAUAUUCAAUAUUGUUAUCACUGUUCAAGGACGACGAAGACAGCCACAACUGCCAACAGAACGCCGAUUUUACGACGUUGGAAACACAAAUACAAGUCAAUUAAGUUGAAUAAUUCAGAACCAUUUUACUUAAGAAGUUAAUCAAAUUUUUUUCGAUCUAACUUAUCACAUUAAACAGGCAUUUGUUAAUUGAACCGUUGUUAACAACCAAAAAAAUAUAUCUUGAAAAACAUAUUCAAAUCUCAAUUUUCCGCUCAUAUAAAUUGCUCAGAUUCACUUUGGCCAGGUACGGAACGAGUCGAGUCAGUUCAAAAACAAGUUCGAGUGAAGUGCAGUCAAGCGAAAAAAAACACUUGAAUUGCUGUCGACCACACAGGCCUUCAUCUUUCAACUGUCAUGAAUCAUGGAACUAUCUCGUCUCCUGUAGUCUGGUUUAUUAUUACCCCGCAGAUGGACUAAGUUUCAUUGCCUUUCUACAUACCAAUACAAUUCUUAUCUGUAGUUAGCUUUCGACAUGCCUUUGCUGUUUCCACAUCGGAACAGCAAUCCUUCUACUCCUUCCGAAUUUCAGUCAUUGCCAUUACAAAAUACCUCUGAUAGAGUCGACAAUCUGAGUCACUCACUUUUUCAUUAUGACACUUAGUGGCGGAGCCAGGAUUUCGUACCAGGCUGGGCGCAGCCCAUCACUUUUUUU